Xyrichtys novacula (pearly razorfish) is the source of this 2310-nucleotide messenger RNA. The record is from the annotation of a GenBank genome assembly. Lineage: Eukaryota; Metazoa; Chordata; Actinopteri; Labriformes; Labridae.
AUGGCGGCCUGUGAUUCCACUCCACAGUCGGUGAUGACACCGCCAUCCCUCUCUGUGACGGAUGCAGCGCUCCCUCCUCCAACCGCUCUGCUCUGCUUCUGUUAUGAAUGUAACUGAAGAGAGGAAACGCUGUAAUACUGGGCCGGGCUCUGAGUUCACGGCUGUGUGUGUGUGUGUGUGUGUGUGUGUGUGUGUGUGUGUGUGUGUGUGUGUGUGUGUGUGUGUGUGUGUGUGCACGGCCUUAUUCAUCCUCAGGAGACUGAAAAACAUCUUCAUGUCAGAUUACUGAGACAGAAACAAAUCCACAGAGUCUUCAGUACGUCCAGAGGAGCUCUCCAGAUAAUAGAGAUGACUGUAUGAGUGAGUGAAUGAGUGAGUGAGUGAGUGAAUGAAUGAAUGAAUGAAUGAAUGAAUGAACAGUAACUCUUGAACAGACAGCUUAUUGAGUCAUGUGAAGUUCCCACUGGAUCAGAGUUCACUCACUGACUCGUUUUUUGGACAUCUGACUCUGUUUCUUCGUCCAAUCACGUCUGCGAUCAUACUAACUCAGAGGAGAGUUAAACUCCGCCUCUCAUCACUUUGGCUCCGCCCACCAAAUACAUGUUCGGAACACGUUGACCCAGAAUCAAUGAGUCUAAAUGCAGAGGAGACAUCAGUGUCAGAGCCGUUCUGGAUCGGUGGAAAUUGGGGGUAACUUACUGUCAUGUUCCAGAAACCAGUUUGAGAUGGUCUGAGGUCUGUGAUCCAUCAUCCUGCUGAGACAGUCUGGAUCAGAAGAUGGUUCACUGUGGUCCUAAGGGGUCCGACAUGGUCAGCAUCAACACCCAGGUGGGCUCAGGUGGUACCAGGGGGUCCACAGCGGUCCAAAGUGGUCUAAGAAAAUCUCCCCCACACCUUGAGACCAGCAGCAGACUGAACCGCUGAUCCACGGUAGGACGGGUCCAUUGGGUCAAGUUCUGACCCCCCAACUGAAGGUGACAGCUGAGAUCCAGACUCUUCAGACCAGGUUUCUCUGAUCCUCUAGAGUCCGGGUUUGUUGAAUCUUAGUGAACUUUGGUCUCAGAGUCCAGAGUCCUGGUCUGAGCUGACAGGGUGGUGAACACACACACACACACACACACACACACACACACACACACACACACACACACACACACACACACACACACACACCUGCACUAACCUGCAUCAUUCAGACUCUUCGUUAUCUCCGCCCCCGCGGCGGUCCGGAGGGGCAGACGUCGUUGUGGUCACUGUGAGUCAAACCUGCAGGCCGAGCCAAACGGGUGAUGGAGAGCGUCUCAUUAGCUCCUCCCUGAGGCUGCAGCUGAGCGAGGGUGGAGGGUGGGAGGCGGUGUCAACUCGGCGCUCGGCCCUCAUCAACUCUCUCUAACUGAAGUCUGACAUUUCUGAGUCCUUGUUUGGACCAGGACCAGGACCAGGACCAACGGCAGGCCGGGUUUCACCGGGGGGGCAGAAGGCAGCCCCAUCUUUAUGCACCUCCUCCUCCUCCUCCUCCUCCUCCUCCUCCACAGAGUUAUUGAUUAGUUUGCGGGUCGUGAACUCGCUCCAUCAGCUGAUCAUAGCCGAUCAGACGACCCGGUUUGAUGCUCACUCUGUUCUGAGCUCGACCUCGGCUCGCUAACACGGAGGUGGAGCCCGGGUGGGGAUACAGGCGCUGAAGAAGCAGCAUCCACACAAAGAGCUGUUUAAGCGUGCAGAGGCCCUCCGGGUGCUCCACCUCCACCUCCACCUCCACCUCCACCUCCUCCUCAGCCCGUUAAUAUUUCAUCUCCUGGUCCGGCCGCUCGGCCAAACGCCUCGACCUGCUGCUGGAAUAUGAAUGAGAGGAGAACCUGAACCGUUUACCCGCCUGUCAGGAGGAAGAGCUCUAAACAAGACCCCCAACCCCCAACCCCACCCACCCGACCAGGAGCGAGCUCGUUACAGAGAGGAGGAGAAGGAGGAGGAUCACAGGAAAGAGGAGAAAAAGAGACAGAAAAUCCUCCAAACAGGAGCCGAGGGAGGAGAGAGGAGGAGGAGAGGGAGAAGAGAGGAGGAGGAGGAGAGAGGAGAAAAAAAACACUGAUCCAUCAGCUGAGAGGAGACGGAGAGGAGGAGAGGGAGAAGAGAGGAGGAGGAGGUGAGAGGAGGAGAGGGAGAAGAGAGGAGGAGGAGAGGGAGAGGAGAAGAAAAACACUGAUCCAUCAGCUGAGAGGAGACAGAGAGGAAGAGGAGGGAGGCGAGAGGAGGAGAGAGGAGGAGGAAAGUGGAGAGGAGAGGGAGAAGAGAGGAGAAGAAAAACACUAA